Molecule: messenger RNA, 637 nt
Organism: Pararge aegeria (speckled wood butterfly)
Lineage: Eukaryota; Metazoa; Arthropoda; Insecta; Lepidoptera; Nymphalidae
Product: endocuticle structural glycoprotein SgAbd-2-like
Exons: 4
Coding region: 70-510 (146 amino acids)
Cellular component (GO): chitin-based extracellular matrix
Molecular function (GO): structural constituent of chitin-based larval cuticle
Source: RefSeq, a predicted model, not a curated record
UACACAUCCACCGAGGAUCAUCACACAUAUUACAUUACAUAAAAUAAUUUAUAUUUAAAAAUUAAAACAAUGAAAUCGAUCAUCGUACUCUCCGCCCUUGUGGCCUUAACCUAUGCCGCCCCCCAGUUCAAUCAAUACCAGACCCAGCCGCAGUAUCAGGUCAUUCCCAUAAUCAGACAGAACCAAGAAAUCAACCCUGAUGGUUCCUAUCAGUGGAGUUAUGAGACUGGCAACGGUAUCAACGCCCAAGAACAGGGAUAUCUCAAGAACGCCGGCAUCAAAGACGCUGAAGCGCAAGUUGCUCAGGGCUCCUACAGCUACACUGGUCCCGAGGGUAUCCCGAUCACCGUGACAUACAUCGCUGAUGAGAACGGUUUCCGUGCUGAGGGCGCGCAUCUUCCUACUCCUCCACCCAUCCCUGAAGCCAUCGCCCGCGCGCUUAAGUACAUCGCAGCCAACCCCCAAACCCAGCAACAACAAAACCAGUACCAACAAGGGUUCCGCGGCUAGUUCUUACACUAACACCCAACGACAUUUGCGAACUUCAGAUUGAUAUAAUAACCGAAUCAUGUUAGACAUGUGGAAAACGAUCGACUCAAUGAUGCUUAGUUAUAAGUAUAAUCCUACUGUGAUUUAU